Messenger RNA from Danaus chrysippus (African queen), 1662 nucleotides. The record is from the annotation of a GenBank genome assembly. NCBI's taxonomy places the organism in Eukaryota, Metazoa, Arthropoda, Insecta, Lepidoptera, Nymphalidae.
AUGAUGGCACCUUUCGUAAUAGAUCUCGAUGAUUUCGCUAUUUGGCUGCCACCAUUAGUAUUUGCUCUAUUCCCAUUUGUGGCUUCCCUGAUCGCAUUUUUACUUCCAGAAACUAAAGAUCAAGAGCUAAUGACUACAAUUGAGGAAGGAGAAAGAUUUGUAACAAAUAAUAUUGAAAACCUUUACUGUAAUUUAAUAUUUUCAGGUCCGAAAACGAAUCAAAAUGAACCUAAGUUAGACCAUAUUCAGAGUGCCAUAGGAUCAUUUGGAAAAUACCAAUUUUACUUGUGCUUUCUGAUAUUUUUAUCAAAAUUUCCGGUUGCAUUCCACCAGAUGGCAAUUAUAUUUUUGGCUCCAAAAGCAGAAUAUACUUGUGAAGGGACUCAAAUAACAGGAACAUGUCCUUGUGAAAAACCAGUGUAUGACACUUCGAUAUUUACAAAUACAAUUAUAACACAAUGGGAUCUUAUAUGCAAAGACAAAUGGUUGGCGAGCUUAACUCAAACCUUGUUUCAAUUGGGAACCUUGAUUGGCAGCCUUCUUUUCGGGAUGGCUUCUGAUAGAUUCGGACGCAAAAAACCGAUGUUAUUUGCUGUCUUGUUACAAGUUUCAUCAGGAGUAGCCGCAGCCUUUGCACCUAGCUACUGGUCAUUCAGCCUUCUUCGUUUCAUCGUAGGGAUGUCAGUAGGAGGGACAAUGGUCGUAGGAUUUGUUAUUAUUAUGGAAUAUGUGGGCACGAAAUAUCGUGAUAUUAUUUCUGCUCUUUACCAAGCACCAUUCAAUAUGGGUCAUAUGUUGCUGCCAGUUUUUGGAUACUUCUUCAGAGAUUAUGUAAAUUUCCAAUUGGCAAUAUCCUUACCUGCAAUCCUUCUCCUGUCUUACUUUUUUUUGUUACCAGAAACAGGCAGGUGGUUGAUAGCAUCACAACGUACAGAAGAGGCUAUUCAGAUUAUAGAACGUGUUGCUAAAAUAAAUAAACGACCAACGGAACAUAUUCGAAAAGAUAUAGAAUCCUAUCAACAACAAUUAGAGAACAAUAAACUUAAAAAGGGAACUUUAUUGGAUCUUUUCCGGACUCCAAAUCUAAGAAAGAAUAUAUUGGCUAUGUCUUUUAACUGGCUAACCUGCAGUUAUUGUUUCUACGGCGUAUCUCAAUAUGUCGGACAGUUGAGUGGAAAUAUUUUUGUGAAUGUAGCAGCAAGUGCAAGUGUUACUCUAGUUGGAACAUUUGUUUCGAUACCUUUAAUGAGAGCAAUCGGCAGGAGGACUAUAUUAAUAGUGUUUAAUUUUAUAUCUGCAGUAUGUUUGUUAAUAUUAGCAUGUUUUCCUGAUAGGUCAUUUUCAGUCAUUUUUGCCAGUGUUGGAGUAGUGGCUAGUUUUAUAGUUUUUGUAGUAGUAUAUUUGUAUUGUACCGAACUAUUUCCUACCGUUGUUCGUAAUGCCGCUAUAGGAUUUUCGUCUAUGAUGGCGAGAAUUGGUUCAAUGAUAGCGCCAUUCGUAAUAGAUCUGCGAGAUACGGCUGUUUGGCUACCCCCGAUAAUUUUUGCAAUAUUCCCACUCGCAGCUGCUAUGGUGUCUUUUCUCCUUCCUGAAACUAAAGGUCACGAACUUAUGACCACCAUAGAGGAGGGAGAAAGAUUCGGUAAAAAAGAACAAAAGUAG